UUAGGGACCUUCCUGCCGGGCUGGGGGAACCUACACAACAAGGGACCUUCGUGUGGGGCUAGGACAGGGCUAGGAGCCUAAGCAACUAGGAACAUUGUGACGGGCUUGGACCCUAAUCAACUAGGAACCUUCGUGACGGGCUAGGAACCUAAACAACUAGGAACCUUAGUGACGGGCUCUGGUUUCCUGCAGCGCUGCUGAUGUGAUCAUGUUGUGCUAGCAUCUCUAGCUCGCAGAGGCCGAACUGAUACAUUUCUAUUUUCAUGGAUGUGUUUGCAUAACCGGAUUAAGCUUGACCAGGCCACUCCUAGUAUAGGGAGAGGAUGGCACAUCCACAUAUUCCACCUCAGCUGCCCCCGGGGGCAAAAAUGCUGGAAGGUGAUAAUGACUCCAAUGGGGACUCUGGAGUAGAGGAGGAUGUAGUAGAAGAUACAGGUGGUUGCCAAGGAAGCGGAACACAAGAGGACUGUGUUGAGCAAGAAUGCAAUGAAGAGAGCAAUGGGGAUGAGGGACAUUUUACAAUUUUUGUUGCUUUUAAAGGAAACCUUGAGGAUGAAGACUUUGCAGAAAAACUCAACAGAGUUGUAAUUGGCAUACCCAGCAUUAUUGAUUUAGGCUCAGAGACACUGCAGCCAAAGCGCGUGGAAAAAUGGAACAGCGUACGUGUUACCUUCAACAUCCCCAGGGAUGCUGCAGAACGCCUGCGGUUGCUGGCCCAGAACAACCAGCAACAGCUACGAGACCUGGGCAUCCUCUCAGUACAAAUAGAGGGGGAGGGACCCAUAAACGUCGCCAUGGGCCAGAACCGAGGCCAAGAGGUCCGGGUGAAUGGGCCAAUCGGGAUGCCUGGCCAGAUGAGAAUGGACAUGGGGUUUCCAGGUCAGCCUGGUCCAGCUAUGAGGAUGCCCAAUCCAUCAAUGGUGCCCCCUGGGCCCAGCAUGGCCGGGCAGGUGAUGGUUCCGGGCGGCAGUGGACAGAUGCCUCCCCGAGGUCGAGGAUCAACCACUCAGAUAGACGGGAUGGACCCAAUGAUGUCAGUUCAGCAGCAGCAGCAGCAGCAGCAGCAACUCCAGCACCAACAGGCGGGUCCACACGGCUCGGGUCAAAUGCCCCCGCAGGCCGCCCAUCACAUGCAAGCAUUGCAGGUUGGCAGGCAGCUUAACCCUGCCGCCUUGCAACAGCUUCAGCAGCACCAACAGCAGCAACAACAACAACAACAACAACAACAACAACAACAACAACAACAACAACAACAACAACAACAACAGCAGCAGCAGCAGCAGCAGCAGCAGCAGCAGCAGCAACAACAGCAAGCGCAGCUGUCCCAACUUGGACCUAGACCUCCGUUCAACCCCUCUGGCCCGAUGGCUGUUCCUCCUAACUGGAACCAGCUACCAUCUGGGGUCCUGCAGCCACCAGCCGCCCAAGGGGGCCCUGCAUGGAGAAAGCCACCUCCUCAAGGCCAAAUCGGUCAGCGCCCCCCUUCCCUAGCUGCCGUUCAGACUCCCAAUCACCCUCCACCUCCCUACCCAUAUGGCAGCCAACAAACUGGACAGGUCUUUAAUGCCAUCGGACAGGGUCAGUUGCAGCAGCAACAGGGUGGCAUGGGACAGUUUGCAGCCCCUCAGCCUAAAGGCCCUCAGACAGGCCCUGGGGGUGUAGUAGGUCCCCCUAGGCCCCCCCCGCCGCUCCCGCCAGCCCCUGGACAGCAGGGUAACCUUGCCGCCAAGUCCCCCGGUUCCUCCUCGUCUCCUUUCCAGCAAGGUUCCCCCGGGACCCCUCCAAUGAUGGCCCAGCGACCGACCACCCCACAGGGUUUCCCCCAGGGUGUGGGCUCCCCAGGAAGAGCGGCUCUCGGACCGCAGGGGAAUAUGCAGCAAGGCUUUAUGGGAAUGCCUCAGCAUGGACAGCCAGGGGCCCAAGUUCAUCCAGGUGCAAUGCCAGGCAUGCAAAAGCGUCCCAUGGGCUUUUCAAACAUGACUGGAAACCAGAACUUUGUGCAGGGUCAAGUGAGUGGCACUACUCCUGGAACACCAGGAGGGGGAGCUGGUCAGCAGCUUCAGAGCGGUCAAGCCAUGCCUCAUCAAGGGCCACAGCCAUCCUCCGUUGCUCCCAACACGAUGCAGGGACCGCCUCAUGCCCAAGCUAAUGUUAUGGGUGUACCAGGCGGUCAGCCUCCUGGUGCCGCUGCCGGAGCUAGUAUGGGCCAGACGCAACCUGGCCUCCAAACCCAGAUGAUGGGCCUCCAGCAUCAGGCCCAGCCCGUGUCCUCCUCCCCCAGCCAGAUGGUUCAAGGCCAGGGUGGAGGUCAGACGGUCCUCUCCAGGCCCCUAAGUCAGGGGCAGAGAGGAGGGAUGACCCCACCCAAGCAGUUGAUGCCUCAACAAGGCCAGGGGGUGAUGCAUGGGCAGGGUCAGAUGGUUGGAGGCCAGGGGCACCAGGCCAUGCUGCUACAGCAACAGCAGCAGCAGCAGCAGCAGCAAGCGCAGCAACAACAGCAGCAAGCGCAGCAACAACAGCAGCAAGUGCAACAGCAGCAGCAGCAGCAACAACAACAGCAGCAGCAGCAGCAGCAGCAACAACAACAACAACAACAGCAACAGAACACCAUGAUGGAACAAAUGGUUCCCAAUCAGAUGCAAGCGAACAAGCAGGCUUUUGUAGGAAAGGUUCCGGCGGGGGUCAUGCCUGGCCAGAUGAUGCGGGGCCCUUCACCAAAUGUUCCAGGGAACAUGGUUCCAUUCCAGGCCCAGGUCGGCCAGCAGCAGCAGCAGCAGCAGCAGCAGCAGCAGCAGCAGCAGCAACAGCAUUUGACUCCACAACAACAGCAGCAACAACAAAUGGCUCAACUCCAGCAACAGCAGUUACAGCAGCAGCAACAGCACCAGCUUCAACAGCAACAAAUGCAACAGCAGCAGCAGCAACUACAGCAGCAGCAGCAGCAGCAGCAACAACAACAACAACAACAACAACAACAACUACAGCAGCAGCAACAGAUGAACCAGCAGCAGCAGGUUCCCAUGGCCGGGAAUCCAAACCAGGUGAUGGGUAUGCACGGGCAGCAGAUGAGGCUGCCUGCUGGGCAUCCCCUUGUUCAACAGCAGCUACAGCAGCAGCAGCAGCUACAGCAGCAGAAACAACAGCAGGCAAUGUUGCAACAACAACAGCAGCAGCAGCAACAACAACAACAACAACAACAACAACAACAGGCAGCCCAGCAACACCAACAUCCACUGGGCGACCCAAACAGCGGGCCAGGUGAAUUGGGUGUCCAACAGAUGCUGCCUGAUAUGCAGGGUCAGCAGCCGCAAGGCAUGAUGGGAACCCCUCAGCACAUGCAGGUGGGCAACGGCCACUUUCAAGGACAUGGCAUGAACUUCAACCCACAGUUCCAAGGGCAGAUGCCCAUGGCGGGGGCAGUGGGACCACAAGGGGGCUUCCCUGUUAACAAGGAUGUAACGCUGACCAGCCCACUGCUGGUCAACCUGCUCCAGAGUGAUAUCUCUGCCAGCCAGUUUGGGCCAGGAGCGAAGCAAGGAGCAGGGGGUAAUAACCAGGCCAAGCCCAAGAAGAAGAAACCCCCGCGAAAGAAGAAACCUAAAGUUGGAGAGCAAGCUGAUGGCCUGGGUGGUCUGGAUGGGGCUUCUGGUCUGGAGGACUCUGACCUACCUGGGAUGGCUGGAGAUCACAGUUUAGUCAUGGAUACCUCUGGUCCUAAACCCCCUGAUUUUCCCAACAGGCCUGCAGGCUUCACUGCCCAACCCGGAGAGCAGCGAGUGUUGCAGCAGGUGCCCAUGCAGUUUAUCCAACAACAGCAGCAGCAGCAACAACAACAACAAAUGCAGCACUUGCAGCAGCAGCAAAUACAGCAGCAGAUGCAGCAGCAGAUGCAACAGCAGCAAUUACAGCAGCAACAGAUGCAGCAGCAGCAGCAGAUGCAACAAAUGCAGAUGCAGGGGCAACAGGGGAUGGCCGUAACCCAGCCUCCUGGCCAAGCCCAGGCUCAAAUGCAUCCUCACCAGCUUCAGCAGCAGCAGCAGCAACAACAACAACAACAACAACAACAUCAACAACAACAGCAGCAGCAGCAGCAACAACAACAACAACAACAACAGCAGCAGCAAGCCCAGCCACCACACCUUCAACAGCAGCAGCAGCAGCAGAUGAUGAUGAUGCAGAAGAUGCAGCAGGAACAGGCUAAGAACCGUAUGUCCAUUCCUCCUGGAGGUCAACUGCCUCCCAGGGGGAUGGUCAAUCCAGGGGACGUUCACAGAAUGCCAGUUUCCCAACAAGGAGGUAUGCCUGCGAUGAUUAACCUGCAGGGGAAUGUAGGAGUGCCGCCUUCACCUGACAAACCUAGAGGGAUGCCUCUGGGCGUCAACGCACAGCUCGCUGGAGGACCGCGGAGAAUGUCUCAUCCAGAUGUCGGGCCGGCUUCUCAAGGGUCUGAAACAGAAGAGGCCCCCCCUGGAGGAGGCCACACCAUGCAGGGCAGGCCCGGAGUCCCAGAGCUGGUGAUGCAGUCUGGAAAUGGAGCCCAACAGAUGAUGGUCAAUCCAGCCUCCAAUGCUCACAUGAUGAAGCAGGGCCCUCUUCCGCCGUCCAUGCCCCAGCACCCUGCAGCCAGUCCCCAGCAGCAGCUCCCCUCACAGGCGCAACAAGGGGGCCCCAUGCCUGGCAUCCACUUCCCUAACGUUCCCACAACCUCGCAGAGCUCCAGGCCCAAAACCCCCAACCGGGCGAGCCCCAGGCCAUACCAUCACCCCCUGACUCCGACUAAUCGGCCCCCCAGCACAGAGCCGUCCGAAAUCAACCUGUCCCCGGAGCGACUCAAUGCCUCCAUCGCAGGGCUGUUCCCCCCUAAAAUCAACAUUCCCUUGCCUCCAAGGCAACCCAACCUGAAUAGGGGCUUUGACCAACAGGGUCUGAACCCCACUACGCUGAAGGCUAUAGGGCAGGCCCCACCGAACUUAAACCUGCAAGGCAGCACAAAUAACGGCAGUGGAAACAAUGGUAACAAUGGGCAGCAGUCAUUCUCUUCUGCAGGUGGGGCGGCAGGUCCAGGUAGUAAGCUGGACAAGCAGUCCGGAGGGCAGGCCAAAAGGGCCAGUCCCAGCAACAGUCGAAGGUCCAGUCCAGCCUCCAGCCGGAAAGCAGCCACUCCAAGUCCAGGGAGGCAGAAGGGGACAAAGAUGGCUCUCGCUGGUCCUCCCAACCAGCAGCAGAUGAUAAAUGCUCCGGGGUCUGCCAUGAUGCUGAACCACCCCGCAGUAGCCUCCAAUCUGGUAUCCAUGCCCUCACCAGUUGCUGCCGCCCCCGAGACUCAGCCUGCCCAGAACACCUUCAUUGGCAUGCAGGGUAACCCCUCUGAGGGACCCAAGGAAAGCCAGGGAACCAUGCCUCAGCCCCAAUCCAUGGCCCAUCCUCAGCCUUCCAGAGAGUUAUCUGCCCCUACUAGAAUGGCUAGUCCCCGUGUCCCCACACCCCAUGAGGGCGGAGUUGUACCGCAAGCAGGUUCGGUUGAGAGGCAACCUGUGAACACGACACCCACGCCAGACUCUGUUCCCGAGGCCUUGUCCGCUUCAAAGGACGCACCAGUGUCUCUCAAUCAGCUUCUGGAAAUCCCCAACGCAGCUGGUAUGCCUCCGCGGCCCACGCAGAGCGCGCCUGCCAGGGACGUGGCGAAGGAGAGUCCCAAGCCUCCAUCGGCUCCAGAAAGACAACAGCCCAGUGUUUCUCAGGCCUCAGACAUUCCAUGCCCGGUUGCUCCAGCCCCUGCCCCGGUGGAAAUGGAAGCUCCACCCAAGCCUGCUCCCUGCGUUCCCACCAGCAGCCCUAGCGUGCAGACAACUGCGAGCACUACCGUUAACACUAAUCCAACCUCCGUCCCCAGCCUCAACAAUAACCCCUCCCUGAGUCAAGCUGUCCAUCCCACUCAGAGCAUCGUCGCCACGACUACCCACGCCUCUGCUCCGAUUCCAAACACUAAUGCCACCCUCGCUGUAGCCCCCCAGUCAGCCUCUUCUAGCAACAGCAGUCCUCUAGCGGCCGUCUGCUCCAGCUCCACCACCAGCUCUGUCGGCUCCAAGCCCAGCCCUAGCCCCAAGCCUGCGGCUGCUGUUCACUCCAUCAUACAGUUACCCGCCGCGUCAAGCCCCAUCGCCUCUAGUCAAAUUACUGUGUUUGUUACCUCGAAUCCAAUCCCCCCUGCCCCCGCGACGCAGGCACCACCAGGCAUGGUCGCAACCAUGGUCGUUACCAACAAAAAUAUUAGGCCGCAGGACGUCCGACAGCAGACCCCCAACCCCCGCCCGCCCCAGUUCAUCACUACCAAGCCUGUAUUCAUCAACCCUAUUUUCCAGGUCCCUGGAGCCUCUGUGGCCCCCAACACAACCGUGGUGUCCCAGCCAGUAACCAUGGUAGCACCGAUCGCAGUGCCCACACACAUCCAGCUCUCGCCAGCUCCAGGCUCCACCCAGCCCUCUGGCACUACAGUAUCCAGCGCUCAGCCCGUUAGAACAGUCGGGGGCCAGGUCCCGUUGACGACCAAUACGUCUUCACCGGCCCCAGCUGUCACACCCCCGGCCCCCCAGCAGACAAACUGUGGGGCUAUCAAAACUGAAAGCGUGGUACAGGUAGCCCUCGGGCACAAGUCCAGUCCGUUAGGCAGCCAGCCGCCAUCCCGUCUCGGCCCUCCUGCCCCGCCAUCGUCACCCUUUCAGCCCCCCCUGGCCUCCCCGCCCACCUCUUCUAGUCCUGGGACCACAACCCCGCUGAGAAAGAGCCCCGUGGGUCCUCCCUCUCCUGCUCUGGUUCAGAGUAAGCCUGUGCAGGUGGCCGCCCCUGUGCCCUGUCCACAAGACCCACCGCAGAGCGCCAGAGAGAAGCCUGCAGCGCCUGCCACUGCAUCUGUGGCUCAACUAGCCCCGCCCUCUACUUCUGCCUGUCCAGUCAGUCAAAGUGAUUCGCCAGUGACCCAGACCACGGCAGCUGCUUCAAAAGUGUCCACCGCAGUGUCCUCUCCAUCCCCAAUCCCAAAUCCCUCCCUACCCAUUGUGGCCCUUGCUCAGGCCCCCAGCCAGGCUUCAAGUUCUGCUCCCGCCGCUGUCUCGACUAAAAUCACCCAGGCUCCUGUUGUGGCUCCUAUGCCCACCGUUGCCUCCUCUGCUACCUCACUCCCCAAUCCUGCCCCUGUACAAAGUCCCCCAGCCUCCGUUGUGCCAGCCCCCACUGUGCCGGCUUCAGAGGUGGCCCAAUCCACGUCCUCGCCACCGCCUGACCCCAACAGAGAGGCUGCUGCCCCGUCUGAGUCCCCAGCUAUGGGCCCUCCCUCGCAGUCUGCCCCAGUCCCUCCAGCACUAAUUGAGCCCGCCGGUCCACAGUCACAGGAACCUAUCGCCAGUGAAAAGACAACAUCUGAAGAAGUCGUCACAGAACAAGGGGAGUUCAUUUGGUUGGCCAGGGGGGUACAUGGUGAAAUCAAUGAUCCGCGUGGCCCCAACACUUGGUAUGUAUGCAUGGCAUGCAACAUUUCAACAAUUCAAAUGCAUGUCUCAAAGAUAGAUCAACCGCAGUACUCAUUCUCUUAAGGAUGAGGCUUAAGCUUCCUCUUCUCUGAUCUUCUCACCUUCUGUUUAUGGCCAUCACAUUUCUUUCUUUCUUGGGUUUAUUUGAAUUUUCCCAAAAAUAUGAAGGGGGAAGUAAACCCAUGCUUUGUGCGCACCACAGUUUUUAGUUUACCGCUGUUUUUCCACUUCUAUCACAGAUGGGCAAAGAAAAGAAAGACGCCCAUCAACUUAGUCCCAAGGUAUGUAUUUAAGCCGUACUGGUGCUGCCAAGACACACGCAGUGACCACGCCGACCCUGCCACCUCGUAGUGGACACGGUGGGGGCUGAAGACGGGCAGUAUCUGUGGUAGACGAGGAGAAACAGCCGAGUCCCGAGUCCCAUGUGGUAUUGUAACUCUGACCAGAGGAGGGUUAAAGGAUUCCUGUGCCUACCCUCAUUAACAACCACUUCUUCCCUCCCCACUCUUGUCUGUCUCGGUUUGUUUUCUCCCUCUGUCUGCCUCUCCAGAGUGGCUGUGGAGAAGCCCAAGGGUCCGAGUCGCAGGAGCUCCCGGGCGGACAAGGAGGCGGAGGACGAGCCUGUAGCGGACAGCGGGAUGAGGAAGAGGUCGGCCAGGCCCGCUGCCUCCAGUGCUGCUUCCAAAG
Molecule: messenger RNA, 8213 nt
Organism: Gadus macrocephalus (Pacific cod)
Lineage: Eukaryota; Metazoa; Chordata; Actinopteri; Gadiformes; Gadidae
Gene: ncoa6
Product: nuclear receptor coactivator 6
Exons: 15
Coding region: 324-7589 (2421 amino acids)
Biological process (GO): positive regulation of transcription by RNA polymerase II
Cellular component (GO): histone methyltransferase complex; nucleus; transcription regulator complex
Source: RefSeq, a predicted model, not a curated record